AUGCAGCACAAGGCAUUUUGGACUGCUCUGGAGUUUACCUGCCGACUACUGGGCAUCUCCACCGCAGCAGUACUGAUCGGUGUGGGCGUAGAAACUCUGCAGCGAGGACAGUUCAAAAGCCUGGCUUUCUACCUGCUUUUUUCAGGGAUUGCAGUUACUGUCUGCGAAGCCUUCUUCUUUAUCACUUUGUUCCUGGGGAUGUGCUUCACCUAUGAGCCUGGCUCCCUGGCACACACCUGCUGCAAGCGAGCUAGACACCCAGGAAGCUUCCAGAAAUUCAUGGGAUACACGUUGCUCUCCGUGGCUUGCUUCCUGCAUCCUGUCCUUGUCUGGCACGUCACCAUCCCUGGCUCCAUGCUGCUGCUCACUGCCCUGGCCUACUUCCUCCUAAGCAAGAGGAGGAAGAGUCCAGGACAUAAAGAGACUCAACUCGAAUCAGGCCAAUAUGUGGACCCUUCAGCCACCAUGGCAGCCCCAACCGGUGCUGGUGAUACUGAGCAGACCUACACCUUUGACGGGGCCCAGAGGCAGCAGCACUGCUCACUGCUUGGCCACAUGAAGAGCAUCCUGAAGGGGAGCAGGGACAAGAACCUGGUCCAGACAGCUUCAGCCAGACCAACAUCUCCAGCCAUGCCAGCGCCUCUACCAGCCCCACGCAAGCAAGUGCACUUCCAGGAGAAAGUGGUGCGGAUCAUCCCCUCCAUCAGUGACAGUUUGGAUGAUGUGGAGAGUGAGGCUGAAGAAACCACGCUGGACACAGCACCCAUCCUCACCCCUCCGGAUACCCCUGUACUCACUCCCCUCAGCUCCACAGGCCUGUUCUGA
This is a messenger RNA of Tinamus guttatus (white-throated tinamou), 825 nucleotides long. It is a transcript of the gene TMEM72, whose product is annotated as transmembrane protein 72. The record is from RefSeq and is a predicted model, not a curated record. Lineage: Eukaryota; Metazoa; Chordata; Aves; Tinamiformes; Tinamidae.